Molecule: messenger RNA, 1707 nt
Organism: Copidosoma floridanum
Lineage: Eukaryota; Metazoa; Arthropoda; Insecta; Hymenoptera; Encyrtidae
Biological process (GO): DNA integration
Molecular function (GO): nucleic acid binding
Source: RefSeq, a predicted model, not a curated record
AUGCCGGAUACUAAGUGCAGGCAGUGCGGAUUGGAUAUAGAGGACGUGAACCAAAAAUUAGAAGAUUUAAGGGCUUUGAGCGAACAGUCUUUGAAGGACAGUGUAACAUUAGAUAAGUACAAAGAGGAGCUGAGUAAGACAAAAAGUUUGUUGGAAAAAGAAAUGGCGUCAAAAAGCUACGUUGGAUCCAUCGAAGCCUUUGGAGAAGACGAUGAGUGGACGUUGUGGCAAGAGAGACUGGAACAAUCGGUGCCAUACGCGUUACGAAAGUUAGUAGAAGAAGAGUUGGACAGGUUAGUCAAAGAAAAAGUAGUUUUUCCAGUUGAAAGAAGCGAGUGGGCAACUCCGAUAGUGUCAUUAUUAAAAGAGGACGGCAAGGUUAGAAUCUGCGGAGAUUACAAAGUAACCCUAAAUUCUCACUUAAAAAUCGACCGUUAUCCUAUUCCUAGAGUGCGCGAUUUACUAGCCACGUUAGACAGUCAUAAUGUGCAAUCAAAAUUAGAUCUAAAGAAUGCUUACCAACAAAUAGAAUUAGACGAUUCGUCAAAAGCGAUGACUACCAUUUCAACUCACAAGGGGUUAUUCAGGUUUAACAGGCUAGCAUUUGGGGUGGCGUCGGCACCAGGUUGGUUCCAAAAGGAAAUGGAGGAACUUUUAGGGGACGUGGAGGGAGUAAACGUUUUUUUUGAUGACAUAAGGGUAGGAGGAAGAAAUCGGAAGGAGCAUGACAUGCGCUUAAUAAUAGUUUUAAGGAGGUUGCAAAAAGUAGGAUUAACAUUGAAGUUAGAGAAGUGUAAAUUUAAUCAGUCAAAGGUCAAGUUUUUAGGUCAUGACAUAGAUAAGAAUGGCAUUCAUGUAGUGAAAGAAAAGGUACAAGCUAUCUCACACAUGCCUAGACCACAAAACAUUAAGGAAUUUCAAAUUUUUCUUGAGAAAAAUAGGGAAUGGAAAUGGUCGAGCCAAUGUGAGGUAGCUUUUAUGAGGGCUAAGGAAAGUUUAACGUCACAUGAGGUAUUAACCCACUACAAUCCGGAGUACCCAAUCAAGGUGACAUGUGACGCAUCUUCAACAGGAAUUGGGGCAGUCUUAUCCCAUAUACUGCCUGACAAAUCAGUGAGGCCAGUGGCUUAUGUGUCGCGGACGUUGUCAAAGGCGGAAAGAAACUAUGCCCAAUUAGAUCGGGAGGCUCUGGCACUCGUCGCCGUGUUAAGCAAUGUGCGUAAAUAUGUAAAAUGGGGAUGGCCAAAUCAAGUUUCGAGCGAAUUAACGAAGUUCAAAAACAAAGAAUUAGAAUUAUCCAUCGAAAACGACUGCCUACUGUGGGGUCACAGAUUGAUCAUUCCAGAGAUCCUCCGACCAGUUAUCUUGUGGGAGCUUCAUAGUGGGCAUAUGGGAGUGGUAAAAAUGAAGGCCCUCGCUCGGUCAUAUGUGUGGUGGCCAGGACUAGAUGGGGAUGUGGAAAGGAUCGCAAAGAGUUGCGAAGCCUGUUUAAAAUACAAUGAUAGCCCUCCUCGAUCAAGUCUCCACGUGUGCGAUUGGCCUGACGUUCCGGGUAUGCGGAUACAUGCUGAUUUCUUAGGCCCCGUAGAAGGCAGAAUGUACCUUGUCAUUAUAGACGCUCAUUCCAAAUGGGUCGAUAUCAAACCGAUGAGAGAUAUUUCAUCAAAAUCGACCAUCGAGGCAUUUAAAGAAUAUUUUGCAGACUAG